This is a messenger RNA of Phanerochaete carnosa HHB-10118-sp, 468 nucleotides long. RefSeq lists its product as uncharacterized. The record is from RefSeq and is a predicted model, not a curated record. Lineage: Eukaryota; Fungi; Basidiomycota; Agaricomycetes; Polyporales; Phanerochaetaceae. The annotation marks the transcript as partial. The transcript has 2 exons.
AGCUCUGUUACAUACAUGGCAGAUACCAUGUCUGACUUGCAGAGCAAAGAUCCUACGGCCGAAGUGGACGCCGGUCCACUAACGGUAGACACACGAGGCGUGCCCAUCUCCACGCUUGCUCGGGCUCUAUUCAUCGCCGUUGGUGUGAUUGGGCUCUUACACACUGCGUUCGUCUGGGUCCACUUCUAUCAGCUUGGCUACCCUUCUCCGCGCACGCCAAAGAGACAUACGAGGAAUGUCGGCUGCCGGUUACACUCUCGUUAUUCGGAAAGGUCUAUGUACGAGGAACCUGAAGACUAUAUCAGCUCUAUCUCUUCUCUGGUGUAGUUGCUCAGGCUGGCAGUUCAGCUCGUCUAUAGUUAUACUCACUCUAUCAACACUCUGCAGUGACAAUACUCAGCUGCCACUGCUCAGGCUCAUUAUAUAUGAGUAUGUUGUUGCACUAUUAUCGAUCCUCGUGUAGUGUGG